Molecule: messenger RNA, 1728 nt
Organism: Euleptes europaea (tarantolino)
Lineage: Eukaryota; Metazoa; Chordata; Lepidosauria; Squamata; Sphaerodactylidae
Gene: NT5DC3
Product: 5'-nucleotidase domain containing 3
Exons: 15
Coding region: 111-1598 (495 amino acids)
Molecular function (GO): 5'-nucleotidase activity
Source: RefSeq, a predicted model, not a curated record
CGUGCGCGCGGCGGACGGCUCCCGCCUCCGGGCUCUGCUCCGGCCGCGGCUGGAGGGCAGGCGCCUUUUGCACGCUGGCCCCGCAGCAGCCCUCGGCUCCGCCUCCGGAUAUGAAGAGCUACCUGUGGACGCGCUACAACGAGGCCAAAAGAGUGACGAAAGAGCUAGUUCCUUCAAUAAUGAGUAACUUGCUAACUCCAGAUGCAAUCUUUUCCAACAACGAAAUGAGUCUCUCAGACAUUGAAAUCUACGGUUUUGAUUAUGACUAUACGUUGGUCUUCUAUUCCAAGCAUUUGCACACAUUGAUCUUCAAUGCUGCCCGGGAUCUGCUGAUCAAUGAACAUCGGUAUCCUGCAGAAAUACAGAAAUAUGAUUACGAUCCCAACUUUGCAAUAAGAGGGCUUCAUUAUGAUGUGCAUCGAGCAUUAUUGAUGAAGAUUGAUGCUUUUCAUUACAUUCAGCUGGGAACAGUGUACAGAGGACUGAGUGUCGUCCCAGAUGAAGAAGUCAUUGCCAUGUACGACGGAUCCCAUGUCCCCUUGGAACAAAUGAGUGACUUCUAUGGAAAGAGUUCACAAGGUAACACCAUGAAACAGUUCAUGGAUAUCUUCUCCUUACCUGAGAUGACUCUCCUGUCUUGUGUAAAUGAGUAUUUCCUGAAAAACAACAUAGACUAUGAGCCCGUUCAUCUCUACAAAGAUGUGAAGGACUCAAUCAGAGAUGUCCACAUCAAAGGAAUAAUGUACCGAGCUAUUGAAGCAGAUAUUGAAAAAUAUAUUUGUUAUGCUGAGCAGACGCGAGCUGUGCUGGCAAAGCUGGCGGAUCACGGCAAGAAGAUGUUCCUCAUCACGAACAGUCCUAGCAGCUUUGUGGACAGAGGUAUGAAGUACAUUGUCGGAAAAGACUGGAGGGAUCUCUUUGAUGUAGUGAUUGUCCAAGCUGACAAGCCCAACUUCUUCAAUGAUAAGAGGAGACCUUUCCGUAAAGUGAAUGAAAGAGGAGUAUUGCUUUGGGAUAAAAUUAAUGAACUGCAAAAAGGACAGAUUUACAAACAGGGUAACUUAUAUGAAUUUUUGAAGCUGACUGGAUGGAGAGGUUCCAAAGUCUUGUAUUUUGGUGAUCACAUUUACAGUGAUCUAGCAGAUUUGACCUUAAAGCACGGCUGGCGGACAGGUGCCAUCAUUCCAGAGUUACGAACGGAGAUCAAGAUCAUGAACAAGCAGCAGUAUAUUCAGACCAUGACCUGGCUGCAAACUCUUACUGGAUUACUGGAACACAUGCAGGUUUACAGGGAUCCUGAGUCUCAACUGAUCUUGCAAGAGUGGAAAAAGGAAAGGAAGGAAAUGAGAGAAUUGACCAGGAACUUCUUCAACUCUCAGUUUGGAAGCUUGUUUAGGACUGACCAGAACCCGACCUACUUCUUAAGACGCUUGUCUCGCUUUGCUGAUAUUUACAUGGCAUCUUUGAGCUGUCUUUUGAACUACGACCCCGAUUACACAUUUUAUCCAAGGAGGACUCCUUUGCAGCAUGAACUCCCGGCAUGGUCAGACCAGCUAUGCACUGGCAACAGUUUGAUUUCCCAAAUGGUGGUCAGAUAAACGUGUUUCUCAGAGUUUGUAAGUAUUUUCUGUAUAUGAAAAAAUUGAGGUUGCUUUUCUUAUAUUGCUGAAUUAGCUCUUUGUUGCAUAAUUUAAGAAAAAGCUGCUGGCAUGACGCCAUUGUGUUCAA